UCCUCUUAGAAGUCUAUGGUAAAAGGUACACCUCGUUCAGCUUCGGCAUCCCACUACACUCCAUGUCAGUGGCCGGAUGGGAACAGUUCUCGGGUAACCUCAAGCCAGUGGCAUCUGAUAGAGAGAGAGGCCAAGAAAAAAAAUGAAAAUGAAGAUAUAUUAUCCGAACGUUCGUCUGAAAAGAAAGAUGAACCAAAAAUGACACUCUGCACGAUACCGACGCCUCAAACAAGGGCUGCCAGACGACCAGGAAGGCCGCCCAGUGGUAAAAAUUGCAAUGGACCUCUCAGACAAAGGGACAUGCCCGGCAAAGUCAGAUCCUCCUACAGAAGAAACCUUGAUCCAUGCGACAACUCGAACGACAGUGGCAUCGAUUUCGGUGACCUUCACAUGGACCCCCAUCAGCAUCGGCUGGGCACCGAACGACUGACGUGGACUGGUGAGCGGGCAGAGACCAAACGACAGAAGGUGGACAUCAAAUUAGAGGACGAAGAGGUCAAUGAUGGGUACUGCUUUCCCGAAACCGUCAGAACGAAUAAAGAUAAUAAUAACAUUUCAUUGAUACGAACAGCACCUACAAGUUCAACACCUUCCCUCACCAUGUCAACAAACACCAGUAGUACAGUAGUUAGGACAGUACCAAGGUGUGUUCCAUUGUCUAGUAAGCAGUCGUCGUCAGGACCUGUUCCCCUCACCACACAGUUAAUGGCGACGUCGAGAUACACAAACGUUUCUCUUCAAAUUCUCAAACAGCCAGAGCAGCAACACAGAGCCAGAUAUCAGACUGAGGGUAGUCGAGGGGCCGUGAAAGACAGAGAAGGGAACGGAUUCCCUGUGGUACAACUCGUCAAUUAUUUUAAACCAGCAACAUUACAAGUAUUCAUUGGUACUGACACAGGUAGAAUAGCCCCGCACAUGUUCUACCAGGCGUGCAAAGUCAGCGGCAAGAACUCCACGCCCUGCACGGAGCGAAAAAUCGAUGGAACGUGCGUCAUAGAGCUGCAGCUAGAUCCCGCGAAAGACAUGAGCGCCACCUGCGACUGCGUGGGAAUACUCAAAGAAAGAAACGUCGAUGUAGAACACAGGUUUCCGGAUCAGUUGGGUAAUCGGAGCAAGAAAAAGUCGACGAAAUGUAGAAUGAUCUUUAGGACUACUAUUACGUUAGAAGACGGAACGAUAGAGACCCUGCAAGUGUGUUCACAGCCAAUAGUUUGCACCCAACCUCCUGGCAUUCCCGAGAUUUCCAAAAAGUCUCUAGGUUCAUGUCCGGCCAGCGGAGGCCUAGAGUUGUUCGUUUUCGGUAAAAACUUCCUCAAAGACACCAGAGUCGUGUUCCAACAGUAUGAAGAAAACCACGUAAGGUGGGAGCAGACCGUAACACCCGAUAAAGAGCAUCUUCAUCAGAUACAUUUCGUAUGUGUAAUACCGCCCUAUCGAAGAACCGACAUCACCGUACCAGUGGCGGUGCGGUUAUGCGUUAUAUCUAGUGGUAAAACAUCUGAAACUCAUCAGUUUGUAUAUACACCCGUUAACGGGGUGCCCAGCGUUAUGGACGAACCAGCGCCGCCUCCCCCUCCACCCCACCAGCCGCCUACGUUCUUCAAGAGUACCUUCUGGCAAUCCAACGUGUCCAUCAGUAAAAGAGAGCAAGAUCUGGAUAUGAUGCCGCCCCCUGAGUCGAGCAUGGUGCCGAUUUCGACAAGGAGACCUUCCAUCAACCUCCCAUCCACCAGCGACAGUCAUUCUCCACCUUUACACUCUUUGAAACAAGAAUACAUAGACGAAUCAAGCCAGGGUUCUAUUAUAGAACAAGAGAGAUACAGACAUAUGUCUGAGAGUUCUUUAGACGCUCAUCAUGGUGACUCUAACAUGUCGAUGAUCAAUGAGAACUCCAUGAUGAGUCACAUUAAUGAAAACUCGAACAUAAGUGUUGGUAAUGAAGAUAGCAUCGAUUUAGUAAGAGGAGGCUGCAUGAGUAGAGUGACGAACAUUUGCGAAAGUUCUUUAGACUGUGGAGAUUCAAAUAUGUCUACCAUAAAUGAAGGUAGUACGUGUAGUAACGUUCUGCCAUCCACUCCCAUGUUGACUGACCAGAACAGCACGAGUAUGGAAAAAGUUAUGGAUUUGCGUAUGAAAAUGCCAAUGGUUACAGUAGCUGAUUUGGUAAAUACGACUGCACCUUCUAUAGCGGCUUUACAGACGUUCGGUAUUAUGGAGCAUCCCUCAGCUCCAUUACCGAACCAAAGUGCUCAGAGUGUGGAAAACUAUUUAAGCAGAAUUGAAGCUAAACCGUCGUUGAUACCUUUAACGAAUCCAACGGGGUUGUUAAUGAAAAACGACAUCAGCCAGAUCAUCAGCACUGAAGGUAGCAUGUUCCCUAACCCAAAACCUCCUACCAUGGAAAGUUGUGGUGUACUGAAUCUAAGGGAGCCGAUGUUUCCAAGCUCUGCAAGGCCUUUUAUGUCUAGUAGAACACAGAACGAAGUAAUGAAUAUUGUUGCAAAAUCAGAAAGCGCAGAUGUACCUGAACAGACGCCACCGGAGCAAACAAACGCUAUGGCUUCCUCUGCCAUAACGACAGUAGCUACUGCCAUGGAUCGUAGUGUCCCUACACCGAUAAACACAGAAAGGCUCGAUGCUUUGGUGAAUUCGACCGUAGAGUCACAUUUGAGCCCCACCAGAGCAGAUUCCUCGCCGAAAGGCAUACUCAUAAAUAACUUGACCUCCUUAGUAACAGCAGCUCCUCCAGAGGUGAUGAUUCCCACGCACGAUGUAAUGCUCAAUUCCCAAGCUAGUCUCAUGGUGCCUGCUAUGAUAAACACCACCAUGACGACCCCCUCCCUGGGACCAGCUGAACUGUCGAAUCCAUCGCCCAAUCUCACCUCAGAAGUUAUUCUGAAUUCCCAAAUUUCCCCGAGCUUGAUGUGCCGCAGCUCAAGUGCUAUACCUCCAGAAACACUUAUGGCCCCCUCCCCCAACAUGAGCUUAUGCCAAACUACCACUGCCGUUGAACAAGCGCUGCUCAGUAGCACUUCUCCGCAGCAAUCGCUUCUCAGCACUCCUCAGCCCGUAGAGAUUGCCGCAGCUUUGACCACUGGGCCUGAGAACGCCGUGCUACUGAACGCGGCAGUCGAUCUCCUCCAAACGCAGAAGAAACUCAGCGACUUGGGGACCAACUUACCUGCUAGUACAAGUCAAUUAACGACACAAGCCGAGACGUUCACGCAGUCCUUUGGAUCCGUGAGUAUUCCUGUCAAGGAAAUGGUACCGACGACACAAGCCGACAGGACUCAGAACGUUGACAGAAUGAUACCACAAAGUUUUACCUCCUUGACUGAGAACGAACUGAUCAGUUUGAUCAACCCAAGUUGUUUCGAUCAAGUAUAAGUUCAUUGGUGGAGGCUUCACGAAUCAUAUUCCGUACUUAUCGGUGUGUAAGAUGUUAUCGUGUUAUGUAUUACCUACCUUUUCACACUCAUUAGACUGAUGUUCGGUGUGCUUUGAAGCCAGCUCAAAGAAUAACUCGCUUACGUACACCCCCACACACGUCAUCUGUGCUUUCUUAAUGUUAUGGGUGGUUCGGUGUUGAGUUGACGUUAGUGUCAUCAUGGUAUUGACGACAAACAGUAAUGUACUUAUUGAACUUUCAUUCUAUUGCAAUUUUACUAAAAAUAUCAGUCUCGUUCCUAUGGAACGGUCAUUUCAUAAGUGCCAUCUCUAUAUAACAGUAGCAUCACCAUUAAAAGUUAUUUGGUAUAAUACAGUUCUACGAUUAUUUACGCGCCAUUUGGUACAUAACUGUUUGUUGUUUUUACGACGAUAUUUUCAUGGUUAAUAGAUCUUUCUGUUUUAUUAUUGUGAUUAGUUUUAAAGGAUAGAAGAUAUAUUUUUACAAGUGUCACAUUUCAUCAAACGACGAAGCUACAUUGUAGAACAAAAUAAAAAAAGGAAAAACUCAGUAUCGGAAUAGCCUACUAAAAAUGUCCUGAAUUCUAUUGAUCUAUUCAUAUUCUUCCGGAAAAUCAAAUAUUAUGGCCUACAUUAGGUCUUUUUAAAAACCUUUUAGUUUAUUCUAGUGCUCUGUGUGCAAUAAAAUCUUGGAUUCUUCUAAGAAGAAUUCCUUCUUCCACUGGUGGACUAUCCAAUGAAGGUGUCUCAUUCGCAUUCGAAUCUGUGUAUCACCUGUACUAUCUUAUGCAUCUCUUUUACACAAUUUCCUGUACGUUCGACUUUCUAAAAUGAUUUUUCCAAAUCGAUUUUGCAAAAACGUGAAUUUCUUGACUGUCACAAAUUUGUCAAUCUGUCAAACUUCUCACUUCAUAAUUCUCUUCAUUUUUCUUACAGUUACACUUGUUGCAUCUAUAAAAUUUUCUAAAAUUUAUUAUUUUAUUUGUAAAAAAAUUAUUAUAGGUGCAAAUACAUUAUUUUUCUGUGUUUUUGACAGUUUUUACGUGAUUUACAAGACUUUAGAUGUGGAAUCAAAAACUUGUUGAGGUACAAUUGGUUGGUUUAAUGUAUUUUGGUAGGUGUUUAAGAACACUUGAUAAAAUAUACCUCUUUCUUAUUAACAAAACCAAGCUCAUGAGCUUAAUUAACACAUUAACAAAACUUUUUAUCACUUUGUUCUACUAUGUUUAUGGACUUCUAUGAAGUCCAUCAUGGAACCAUUUAUUUCAUGAACAAUCUUUAAGUUUUUGGGGGAUUUUUCGUUUGUUCGAUUGAUUAUGUUCCCUAUGGUGAUAGAUAUGUCAUUUUCGACGAAACUAGUAGCUAUGCAAAGACAUUGAUCUCAUAACCAGAGUGUCAUGAGUUAAGCGCCUCAGUAAGACCCUAAAAAAUUUUAUUUUUGUACAAAAUAAGCCUUAGUAGCUUCCAAAGAGUAACCUCCGUUAAGAUGAGCAAUGUGCUCUCACUCACAGAAUUCAAUUUUUUCAUAUCUUACGUUCUAUGUGACUAAAAAUAAGACUGCCUAUAGACUUUAAAAAUAUAUCAAAUCAAUAUUUUUAUAGGUUAUAUACAAUUUGAAGUAACUGAGUCCUUUAGAAAAUUCAAAAAUUGGCGAAACACCUUUAUUAAACACCAAAAAAACAUGUUCUUUCAAAGUUUCGAAUGCGUUUGCAAUUCAUAUUAAACAAAUAUGUGAUGAAAAUAUUUUCAGGCCUCAAAGAAGGAAAUAUAACCAUCGUUUAAACGAAAACCAGGUUUUCAAGAGUUUUUUUUCUAGAUUUACCCAACUUUUUUACCUUUCUAUAUCAAUAAAUAACAUGUUUUCAAAAAUGUUAUAAAAUAAACUGAGACGAUGUAUUUCCCAUAUUCAGAGAACCUAGAGAUUUCUUAAAACAUGAGAGAAACUCGAUUUUCAAUUGUUUUUGAUAAAAAAAAUGACGUUUCUGGCGUUAUAGCGAGAGGGGUAGCUGGCUAAAAUUGCAUAUCUUAACGGGGGUACCCCUUGUACCCCACCAUUUCCAAAAUUUUGUGGUUCUUGACCAAGCUGAACCGUAUAUUGCUGAUUUCAUCUUAUCUUUUAUUGCAUAAGCAAAAUUAUUUUUUCAUUUUUCUUGCUUUCAAUAUCGUUUUCUACGUCAAGUUUUGCAUGUUUUCUUUUUCAUACAUUACGCUUUAAUUUGCGAUUUAUUACCCCCUCAGCAAAAUAAUUAGUGAAAUAUUUUGAAACUUACAAAAAAUCAAAUGUUUAGUUAAUGUUUUAAUUCUGCACAGAACUUUUUAUUAUAUUUACUUCUGUCGAUGUGUUAUUUAUUCAGUCUUUUAAAGAAAUGUACGAUUUUGUUCCUAUUGGGAAUUCGGUGGAAACUAAUUUCAAGCCUGUAUUAUUAUAAUAUAUCACAUUUCAGUUAAAGGUGAAAACAUUUUUCACCACUGUUUUCCGUGAAAGCAAAACCGUGUUAUUUAUACUUGUAUACAGAGAAAUAUUCGUAUUUUUAUGCAGUAUUUUCUACUGAAAUUUUUAGAAAUAUUUCAGAAUUUUUAAAAAAUUUCUAGAAUUUUCAGAAAAUUUUCAGAAUUUUCAGAAAAUUUUCAAAAUUUUCAGAAACUUUCUAUUUAAGUCCAAAAUGCUGUACAAAAAUAUGAAUUUUUGCAAAAUAUUCGGUAUUGGCAAAAUAGAAGCGAAUAAAAAAUAUUAAAUAUGUAGCGAGGGAAACAACCAAGAGAGCCAAAUUUGGCGUAUAAAGGAAUAUUUUUUAACUUAUUAUGUUCUUUUCUUCAUCUGAUGGCCUUUCUCAUAAUCAACUCUGCUUCCGAUGGUCCAAGAACAUUCUUUCCAGUUGCCCAUGCAACCAAUAUCUUCAUUUCGUCCUGUGGAAAUGUCCACAUAACGUAUGUCUUAAAAGUUUUAAAUAUUUAUCGAAUUUUUUAUGCAAAAAUUUAUUUUAUUUAAACAGUAACCUAUCUUAAAUUACAAAUCAACGUACUAAACUAUACUAUUUAAUUAUGUAGAGUAGCCCAUUCUGCUCUACUAGACGCAAAUUUCUUCUGAUGUCCUCAUGACGUCCUGGACGGAAGUCAGGUCAAUUUCUCUCAGUUUUUCGUAUAUUCACUGUCGUAAUUCAACUCGCCUCUCGAAAUACCGUGUGUCCACUUAUAUUUUUCCCCAUUUUAACUGCCUAUAACUUCUAAACCGCUCAAGAUAUAUGCGGUUUUCGCUGAAAUGUUUUAUUUUAGUAAAAGUUUUGUCUGAAUGGAUUGAAUUUUUUAUAUCGCUUUCAAAUACGAAAAGAAAAAUGGCGGAUUUUUGAAAAAAACGGCUUUUUUUUAAUGGAACACCCAGUAUAUUUUUUUGUAAAUUGAAAGAAAGGUCAUUUACCUAUCCAGCGAUAUAAAGUUUUUCAAAGUCGGUUGUCAAAUCACUGAGUAAUUAAUUUUUAAAAUGAGAGGUGCACGUGGAUAUCACAUAACAUAAUAUGUGAUUUCCACAUUGCAUCUCUCAUUUUAAAAAUUAAUUCCUCAGUCAUUUGGCAACCGAUUUUAAAAAGAUUUAUAUCGUUUGAUAGGUAAAUGGUCGUUUUUUCAAGUUUUUAGGUAAAUGACCAUUUUUUAUAUCGCUUGUAAAUAAAAAAUGGCGGCUUUUUGAAAAAAAAUGUUGACUUUUUUUAUUGAAACACCCAGUAUAUUUUUUUGUAGCUUGAAAAAACGGUGAUUUACCUAUCCAGCGAUAUAAAAUUUUUUAAAAUCGGUUGUCAAAUGACUGAGCUAAUAAUUUUUAAAAUGAGAGAUGCAAUGUGGAAAUCACAUAACAUAAUAUCAUUUUGCUUAUUAGGUCUGUGAUAUCCACGUUGCACCGCUCAUUUUAAAAAUUAAUUAAUCAGUGAUUUGACAACCGAUUUUGAAAAACUUUAUAUCGCUACAUAGGUGAAUGACCUUUUUUUUCAAUUUACAAAAAAUAUAGUGUAGUCCAUUAAAAAAAAGUCAACAACGUUUUUUCCAAAAAUCCGCCAUUUUUUUUUCGUAUUUGAAAGUGUUAUAAAAAAAUCAAUACAUUCAGACAAAACUUUAACUACAAUAAAACAUUUCAGCGAAAAUCGCAUUUUUCUAUCUUAAGCCGUUUAGAAAUUAUAGGCAGUUAAAAUGGGGGAAAAUAUAAGUGGACACCCGGUAUAAUUAUGCAAUCCCCAAUAAUAACAUUAUAAUAGUCGCUAGAUCCUUUUUCAAAAAAUUAUUACUUCACAUCCGGUUCGAGAGACGCGUCAAGCUGAUUAGGACCCUCAUGUACACAUAUCAACAUUUCAUGGUCUCAACAUAUGGAUUUAUAUCUUGGAUUUUCUCCCCUUUUGCCAGUUGCCCAAAUAGUUUGACCUCACGUACUAUGAAAUUAAAGUUACGUAUGCAUUUUUGUUACUAUUUAUAAUAUUUGUCGUUGAUUUUUCACAAGUAUAAAUAAUCUAUUUGUAUAUUACAUGUAUAGAGAAUUUGUAUGGAUAUUUGAAUAAACGUUUAUUAUUGUUAAAAGGUGUAUAUUACAGAAAAUAUAUAUUGAAUACAG
This is a messenger RNA of Diabrotica virgifera virgifera (western corn rootworm), 7999 nucleotides long. RefSeq lists its product as uncharacterized. Gene Ontology annotation, molecular function: transcription factor binding; RNA polymerase II cis-regulatory region sequence-specific DNA binding; DNA-binding transcription factor activity, RNA polymerase II-specific. Gene Ontology annotation, cellular component: transcription regulator complex. Bases 16 to 3387 code for a protein of 1123 amino acids. The transcript is spliced from 11 exons. The record is from RefSeq and is a predicted model, not a curated record. Gene Ontology annotation, biological process: regulation of transcription by RNA polymerase II. NCBI's taxonomy places the organism in Eukaryota, Metazoa, Arthropoda, Insecta, Coleoptera, Chrysomelidae.